UAAUGUCGCAUUCAACUCCCAGAAUGCUCUAAUUAUCUUGCCAUUCAACCCAAGAUGAUUGUUGGGGUAUUAUUAAUCUUUAUCUUCCCUUCUCUUCAGUUAUGUUGGACUUAUACAAUUGACAUAUAUAAGUGUAUGGUUCCUAAUGGAGUCAAAGGUUUCUGCCGCACAGAGAGAGAAUGUUUUGGCUACAAGGGGCCAAUUAUUACACAAGACUGUCCUAAUGGCACCUUCUGUUGUCCAGACAGUGGAAUUAGUAAGAGAAAAUGUGAGGAAUAUUCGGCUGCAGUGUUUGGAACUCUGGAAGACCAACUUAACACAGAAGUGUAUGACGAUAACUUUGAGUCAAACUGUAAUAUUGAAGGUGUGCCUCUGAUCGUAGGAGGAGUAGAAGCAGCACUUAAAGAGUUCCCUCAUAUGGCAGCCCUAGGAUUUGGAUUAACUCCAAACACUGCCAAGUGGUUGUGCGGAGGAACACUGAUUAGUGAGCAUUUUGUGUUGACUGCUGCUCACUGUCUAGACCACUUCAGUGUGGGACGCCCAAAAUUUGUCAAGUUGGGCAUGGUGAAUGUACUCAGAGAUUACAGUAAGAAUGUACAAAUCCAUAAAAUUGACAAAACAAUUUUCUACCCAUAUUACAAUAAAACUGUGAAAAUGAAUGACAUUGGUUUGAUCAAGUUAGAGGGAAAGGUCCAAUUCAAUACAUAUGCUCUCCCUGCGUGCCUAGACUCUGAAGGAAUAAUCAAAGAAGCAAGAGCAAUUGCGACUGGUUGGGGGAAGACAAGAAAUGAUGUACGAGAGGGAUCUGCUACUCUCCUGAAAGUAACUUUGAAUAUAAUAGGAAUAAAUGACUGUAAGGUUGCCUUCAGUAGAAAGAGAAGAUAUGGAGAGUUAGAUGAGACCAGGAUGUGUGCUGGGGACCUUAAAGGUGGAAAGGAUACUUGUCAAGGAGACUCUGGAGGGCCCAUCCAGACAAUUCUAGAACAUCCCUUCUGCAUGUAUCGGAUUGUAGGUGUGACUUCCUUCGGCCUGACUUGUGGUUUUCAGUUUGCCCCAGCCAUCUAUACUAGAGUUUUUCACUUUAUCCCUUGGAUAGAGCAUAUGGUGUGGUCUGAUUAAUCUUGCUAGUACAUUUACUUCUCAAAUUAA
Messenger RNA from Homalodisca vitripennis (glassy-winged sharpshooter), 1149 nucleotides. Its product is annotated as serine protease snake-like. The transcript has 7 exons. NCBI's taxonomy places the organism in Eukaryota, Metazoa, Arthropoda, Insecta, Hemiptera, Cicadellidae. The record is from RefSeq and is a predicted model, not a curated record. Bases 55 to 1119 code for a protein of 354 amino acids. Gene Ontology annotation, biological process: proteolysis. Gene Ontology annotation, molecular function: serine-type endopeptidase activity.